AUGAUAGGGAGAACGUCGGCAUUGCGGCUGUUCUCGAUCUGGAAUCGCCUGGCACGCGCUCUGGCAGCUGCAUUGUGUCCCCUACGGACCUCGGCAGCACUUUUCGCUGCCUCAUCAUCAAAAAUGGCCAACCCAACUUUCUCCACCGCAUCUAUCCGGUUCUAUUCUCGAUCAGGAUCUAGCAACGAACCUGUGGGCGAGAAUCUGGCAUCUUCACGCAAUGGCACAGGCCCAGAAAGUCUGCCUAGCGGUCCGCGAACUCUCAAAUCAGACAUCAUACGUCUCUUGCGGUUGGCAAAACCCGAAUACGGCAAUAUGGCAGGUGCUCUUUUAUGCCUAAUAGGAACAUCCACUGUGACCAUGUCAUUGCCGUUUUUCAUCGGAAAAAUCAUUGACACCACUCGAGAAGAGGAAGAUGAAGACAAAAAUGCCCAGAAGGACAAACCUCAAAUCAUCAUGGGUUUUCCUGCUGCUCAGUUCUAUGGUGGCCUUACUCUCAUAUUCGUCUUGGGUAGUUCUGCAAAUUUUGGACGGAUAUAUCUUUUGCGUACCGUAGGCGAGAAGUUGGUAGCACGCUUGAGAUCACGUCUUUUUGCAAAGAUCCUCAGUCAAGACCUGUACUUCUUCGAUGUUGGACCUACACUCAAGGGAAUGAAGACUGGUGACUUGAUCUCGAGGCUAUCGAGCGAUACCCAAAUCAUCAGUAAGUCUUUGAGUGGAAACAUCAGUGAUGGAGCACGAGCUCUUAUUUCCGGCUGUGUAGGUCUUCUGAUGAUGUGUUGGGUGUCGUGGAAAUUGACACUUUGCAUGAGUCUUAUAUUUCCUCCGCUCAUCCUUAUGUCAACGGUGUACGGACGUAGGAUCAAGAAGCUCUCUCGAACUAUUCAGGAUAGCUUGGGUGCAAUGACUAAGGUUCUGGAGGAGAAAUUCAAUGGCCUUAAAACCAUUCAAAGCUUUGCCCAGCAGAGAGCAGUGGUGCAUGAGUACAACUAUGAAGUGAAGGACAUCUUCUCGAAGUCCAUGCUUGAAGGAAAGUUAAGUGGCUUCUACUACAGUAUCAAUGGCUUUUUGGGCAACAUUACCCUCAUUGGGCUCUUAAUCGUGGGGUCAAGGCUCAUUACUAGUGGAGAAAUCACUAUUGGAGAUCUCUCCAGUUUCAUGAUGUACGCUGUAUACACGGGAAGCUCGGUGUUCGGUCUCGGUAACUUCUAUACCGAGUUGAUGAAAGGAAUCGGUGCAGCCGAGCGUAUCUUCGAGUUGAUUGAUCUGAAACCCAGCAUCACCACUUCUCUCGGUAAGAAGGUGAACGAUUUGCAUGGAGACGUGGAGUUCAACAACGUGACAUUCACGUACCCAUCCCGUCCCGACACCCCCAUUUUCAGCGAUCUCAAGCUCACCAUCAAAAAGGGCGAGCAUGUUUGCCUUGUCGGACCCAGUGGAUCUGGAAAGUCGACGGUGUCGCAACUUCUUCUUCGAUUCUACGAUCCCAACUCCGGCAGUGUAACUGUCAACCAUCACAACAUCAAAGAUCUCAAUCUCAACUUCUAUAGAUCCAAAAUUGGAUACGUUCAGCAAGAGCCGCUUCUCUUCAGCGGAACUAUCCGUGACAACAUUACAUUUGGCAAGCCUGACAGCACCCAAGAAGAUAUCGACUAUGCAACCCGCAUCAGCAACUCACAAGGCUUUAUUUCGGCAUUCCCCAACCAACUUGACACUGUCAUCGGGCCCACGUCCAGUGGUAGUGCUCAGUUGAGUGGUGGCCAGAGACAAAGAAUCUCGUUGGCACGGACACUUAUCAAAAGACCACAAUUGCUUAUCCUCGACGAGGCCACAUCAGCAUUAGACUCGAGACUGGAAGAGACUGUAACACGUAAUUUGACUGAGCUCUCCCGGGUCAGUCAGAUCACAAUCAUCUCUAUUGCACAUCGACUCUCCACAAUUAAAAAUAGUGAGCGGAUCAUUGUUUUCAACACCCACGGCAAAAUCGUGGAGGAUGGCCAAUUUACAAGUCUCUAUGCGGACCCAGGAAGCAAGUUGAACAAGCUAUUGAAGAGCGAUGAGUUUGCCGAGGCGUUAUAG
This is a messenger RNA of Sungouiella intermedia, 2079 nucleotides long. Lineage: Eukaryota; Fungi; Ascomycota; Pichiomycetes; Serinales; Metschnikowiaceae. The record is from the annotation of a GenBank genome assembly.